Molecule: messenger RNA, 3333 nt
Organism: Ciona intestinalis (vase tunicate)
Lineage: Eukaryota; Metazoa; Chordata; Ascidiacea; Phlebobranchia; Cionidae
Product: acetyl-coenzyme A synthetase 2-like, mitochondrial
Cellular component (GO): mitochondrion
Molecular function (GO): AMP binding; acetyl-CoA synthetase activity
Source: RefSeq, a predicted model, not a curated record
CUUAAGAAUUUAGUCAUAAUAUGAAUCUGAUAUUAAGGCUGCAUCGCAGUGCAAAAUUUUGCAAAACUUUGCCUUCAAUACACACUAGCAGCUAUGUGUUGAAAAAUGGCGUCCCACUAACAACUGCUAUGCCAGAAUCUGCUAAAUUUAAAGGAGUGAAGACUUAUGAAGAUUUGUACAAAUUUUCGGUCAACAAUUCGGACGAUUUUUGGGGGGAACUCGCCAAAACUCGUUUGGACUGGUAUAAGCCAUUUUCACAGGUGUCAGACUGUGAUAUGAAUUCUGGUAACAUUAAAUGGUUUGAUGGCGGAAAAUUAAAUGUCAGUGUUAACUGUGUUGACCGUCACGCUGCAAAACACCCAGAUAAGGUGGCUUUAAUAUGGGAAAAAGAUGAGCCUGGCAACACUGAAAAAGUCACAUACUCACAGCUUUUGGCGAUGGUUUGUAAAAUUUCAAAUUGCUUGAAAGACAGUGGAGUAAAGCGCGGUGACAGGGUGGCAAUCUAUAUGCCUGUAUCCCCUAUUGCUGUGGCUGCUAUGCUAGCUUGUACACGCAUAGGUGCUGUGCAUAGUGUUGUCUUUGCUGGGUUCAGUGCAGAUGCUUUAGCUCAGAGAAUACAAGACGCAGGAGUGGAAACUAUACUCACUACAGAUCAAGGUGUAAGAGGUGGAAAAGUUAUUGAGCUGAAAAAAACUGUCGAUGCCGCAGUGCAAAAAUGCCCAUCCGUUAAAAGAGUCUUUGUUUCGAAAAGAACCGGCGAAAACGCCCCGAAAACUAAUUUGGAUAUUGACUUAGACGCUGCAAUGAAAACAGCUUCGGAAAAUUUUACCCCAGAGGUUAUGGAUAGUGAAGAUUUACUGUUUAUGCUCUACACAUCUGGUAGUACCGGAAAACCUAAGGGAAUAGUGCAUACUCAAGCUGGGUACUUACUCUAUGCAAGCAUGACUCAAAAGUAUGUGUUCGAUUAUCAUGAUGGGGACAUUUUCGGCUGUGUUGCUGAUAUAGGGUGGAUAACAGGCCAUAGUUAUGUGGUUUAUGGCCCACUGUCUAAUGGGGCAACUACUGUAUUAUUUGAAAGUAUACCCACAUAUCCAGACCCUGGCAGGUAUUGGGAAAUGGUCGAACGACUGAAAAUUAACCAGUUUUAUGGGGCACCUACAGCUAUAAGGUUACUGUUACGCUAUGGGGAUUCAUUUGUGAAAAAAUAUGACCGGUCUUCUUUAAAAGUUUUGGGUAGUGUGGGCGAACCUAUCAACCAUGAAGCUUGGGAGUGGUAUCAUAAUGUUGUGGGGGAUGGAAAAUGUGAUGUAGUAGAUACAUGGUGGCAAACUGAAACAGGGGGCAUUGCUGUAACACCUAGACCCUCUGGACCUAAUGAUAAGAUUAUACCGGCAGCGCCUAUGAGGGCAUUCUUUGGAAUUCAGCCGGCAAUUUUAGGCUCAGAGCAAGAGGACUUGCAGGGGGUAAAUGAAGGCGCUUUAUGUAUUAAAAAUCCAUGGCCUGGAAUGGCUAGGACUAUUUACGGUGACCAUGAAAGGUUUAUGGAUACCUAUUAUCGGCCGUUUCCGGGACAUUAUUUUUCCGGAGACGGGGCGAAGCGGGACGAAGAGGGAUUCAUUCACAUCACGGGGAGAAUGGAUGACGUCCUUAACAUCAGUGGACAUCGACUCGGAACAGCGGAAGUUGAGGAUGUUUUAGAUGAACAUCCGGAUGUAGCUGAAGCUGCUGUCGUAGGGGUACCUCAUGCUGUGAAAGGAGAAGAAGCGUUCGCGUUCGUGACCGUGAAAGAAAACUUCUCACGUGAUCAUGAAACGCUAGUGAAAGAGCUUCAGGGAUUGGUCCGUGAGCGUAUUGCAUCAUUUGCUGUCCCAUCACAGAUGCUGGUUACGGAGGGUCUUCCGAAAACGAGGUCUGGGAAAAUUAUGAGGAGGAUUCUUCGAAAAGUUGCGGCUGGUCAAGUUGAUGACCUUGGAGAUAUAAGCACCCUUGCUGACCCUACUGUGGUGCAAUCUUUGUCUAUUAGAAGGAGGAAUAUGGACAAGUAAUUUUGUUUAUUGGUAAUGGGCCAACUCUGUCUAUAAGAAGAAAUACGGACCAGUAUUUUGUUUUGAUUGGUAAUAGGCCAAUUCUGCCUUUAAUACCAGGUCCCCAGGAGUGCCUUGCCUCCCUACAGAAGAGAAAUUAUAUUUAUCAAUUAUCAAUGCCAUAUUAAUGUUUUAGAUUCUUUAUAAAUCUUGAGAAAAAUGGUUACGAUGCAAUAUAUUUGUGUGUAGAUAGUUUAAAUAGAUAACCGGCAAGUAGCGAGUAGCAUUUGGGUUAAAUUUAUGGUUAUUUUAGGUUUCUAUUUUAAUCAGAGAUAGUAAUUUUGUGUUUAUGUUUGUAAAAAAACAAUUGUGCAAUACCAUACUUUAUUUGACAUGUUUUAAAUUGCAAUUUGAACAAAGGCUUAAUUCAUUUAUUGCCAUUUUUAAAUAAUUGUAUAAUUUUCCGAAUAAUAAUAAUCUUCUGGUUUUUAGCUUAUAAGUUUGUAAAAUGUUAUUGUAUCAUUACAUUAUCACAGUGUUUGUAAAAGUGGUAAAACUAUACUGUAACAGGGCAUGCUGCGUGUGUAAAGUGGUUUAGAAACAUAAAACAUUAUAAUAGUAGGGUGGGGGAAGAUGGGACACCGUUUCAUUUAAUUUUGUUGUCCCAUUUGGUCGUAAACAGAGAACUUUCAAAGAAUUAUAAAACCGUAUCAUCACGACUGCCAUGGACCGUUGUUAAUUGUUUAAAACACGAUCAGGAUAUUUAGAUAUUAUGUGCUAAAGGUGUCCCAUCUUACCCCACAGUACUCUAUCAGUCUGUUAUGUAAAAACAUUUAUUUUUCGAUUUUUUUUUUCUGGGUUGUGUUGGAAAUUAAGAAAAAAUCAAAUAAAAAAACGUGUAUAAUUUAUUGUACCACAUAUCAUGUGUUACUGUUUUAUUUCCAAAGACAUGAAAUGGUACAUAUUAUGUUUGUUUGUACAUAUCUUCUUUGCAUUAAGGCUUUAUAGUAUAGUCACGAUGAAUUGCUAUAUUUCACAUGUUGUAUACUCCAUUACCAUUAUGGAAAUUUAUGCAAAUCGUGCAUUACAUAUUUAUGUAACUAAAAUUUUUGUCUAAAUAGUCUUAAUCCAAUACAUUACUUGCUGUUAGUAUCUUAAUCAAGGUGAAUUAGAAACAUAAAUAUUGCAAAAUAACCUCAAUUUAUAACCUGAUACUUUUUCUACUUUUCACGCGUGAUAGAUUUUGGUGAUACAUGAUACGCCCAUGAAUGAUUAUUCACUUGAGCAAUUGAUCAUAUUUUCAUUUUCA